CUUUGUCAGUUACCUCCUGCCCAUUUCCUGGGACUUCCCGCUCCUUCUUUAGAACAAACUAGACUUAAGUGAAACAACUCUUGUUCCAUAGGAUCAGUGAUACAAAGAAGGGAGCUGCUCAGUGUCUUAGUGGCCUCGUCAGUGAGAGGCUUGAGAUCUUUUUGGAAAGAGCCCUGCCUGGCUAGUUCUUCUCUAUUAGGUCAGUCAUUGUGUUGCUGCAGGAUCCAAGGAGUAGACUCUGGUGAAGGAAUUGAAAAAUGAAUGAAUCAGGGAAAUGAAAAUUAAGACUGAAUUGAGAAUCCAUCUCACUCCUUUCAGAAAGACUAUCUGUCUAUCAUCGUCAUCAAAAAAAGGCAACAAUUUCUGGUAAAAAUGCUGGGACAGAUGAACCCUGCUGUGCUUAUGGUGGGAUUGUAAACCUGUGAAUCCACUAUGGAAGCCAGUAUACAGGAACUUGGAUUGAAUCCAGAACUUUGCAAUUGCUAGGCAAAAUGCUAUCAGAAGGAUAUCUCAGUGGACUUACCUACUGGAAUGACAUUCAUUGGAAUUGUGCAUCUUAUAAUGAACCAGUGGCUGGGGACCGGGGUGAAGAGACAAGUUCCGUUGCUGCUCUUUCAUAUUCCUCUGUGGAUGAAACACAAGUUCAAAGUCUUUAUGUGAGCUGCAAAUCCUCUGGGAAGUUUAUUUCAUCAGUGCAUGCCAGAGCGAGUCAGCACAGCAGAAGCCAGAGCAGAACAGUGCUGCAGACAAACACCAACCCUGUAUUUGAAAGUCCAACCUUAGCUGCAGUUGGUAUAUGCAGAGAUGUGAUCAGGGAGACCUACUUGGUUCCACCUUCUUGUAAAAGUAUUUGCAAAAAUUACAAUGACUUACAUAUUGCAGGGGGACAGGUGAUGGCCAUUAACUCAGUAAUGGCAGAUUUUCCCUCUGAGAGCAGCUUUGAAGAUGGUCCUUUGCUAAAGUCGUCUGAGAUUUCUUUGUCCAUGGAGGAUUCCAUUUCCACUCAGCUCACUGAACUUCCCCUCAAACCUAUCCAGCGGUACUCAUCCUACUUGAAGAUAACCAGCAUCAAAGAGAAAAGCAGCCUGCAAAUGCAGAAGCCUAUUUCAAAUGCAGUGCUCAAUGAGUACCUGGAGCAGAAGGUGGUGGAGUUAUAUAAGCAAUACAUUAUGGACACUGUGUUUCAUGACAGUUCUCCUACCCAGAUUCUGGCAUCAGAAUUCAUCAUGACAAAUGUAGAUCAGAUUAGUCUUCAAGUGUCUAAAGAGAAGAACCUGGACACUUCGAAAGUCAAGGACAUAGUUAUUAGCCACCUAUUGCAGUUGGUAUCAUCUGAGAUCAGCACCCCUAGUCUCCAUAUUUCUCAGUAUAGCAAUAUAACUCCAUAGAGAAGACUCCUGUCAACUCUACUUACUCCUAUCAAUCCCAAGGAAAUAUUGUCUUCAUUUGUUCAGAGCAUGUGAUGAAGGGAAUUAUGGAAGGGAAUUAACAACUAGUAAAGGGAGAGUUUGAGAAAUCACACACUGAAGGGAUACAGUAAGAAGAACCAAAAGAAUGCUUUCAAGGGCAAGUUUAUACAGAAUCGGAGCAAAAAUAAAAAUGAUCACAGAGGGAAGGAAGGCAUUGUGAUUUAAUUUUGGGAGUACUGAAACUGGAAAAUAAGCCAAAUCAGGAACAAAGACAAACACUAUGGCAAACUAGAAAGUCGAUGGAUUUGAGAACUGGGAAUUAAACACCUGUUUCCUAUUUAUAUACAUUUGUCUAGGUUGUCUCUUCUGGAAAGAAAUGGACUACAAGAAGGCUGUUAAAUUCUGGUGGACUGACAUUUUUCCAAGUAUAAGCUUGUAUCUUUUUUUUUUCCUCUAUGCUAUAUCAGUAAGUCAUUUUGCUUUACUCUUUGUAAAUAUUAAAUGAAUGACAAACAAAUCUCAGUUGUUUAAACAUUUUUUUUCUGCAACAAGGUUCAAUUAGCUCAAGCUGGUUUUGUAAUCCGUACAUAGCCAAUGAUCUUGAAUUCCUCAUCCUCCUGCUUCUAUCCCACAAGUGCUGGUAUUAUAGGUAUGUACCAUCAAAUCUGGAUGUGUUUUUAUUUUAAAUGAAAAGAUACAGGCACAAGACCACGACUUAAAUCUCCUAAUUCUAUCUACUGAUAGAGAUAGCAUUUUUCAACAGAAAACCUCCGACUGAACACUGAAGCAUUUUGUUUUAUUUUGCUGAGAAGGAUUUUCAUGGUGCUGUGAUGUUCAAAAGAAUUUUGAAUACUUUUUCCCCAUUUUCCUUUUUCGUGUGUUCUUCUGACCUGGAGCCAGAAAAAGGUCUUCUGUAUGCUUCAUACAAGACCAAGGAGUUCAUAAUUUCAAUUUCUGUAUAUUUGUUUAAUAAAACUGUAGUUUUACAUGUA
Molecule: messenger RNA, 2401 nt
Organism: Apodemus sylvaticus (European woodmouse)
Lineage: Eukaryota; Metazoa; Chordata; Mammalia; Rodentia; Muridae
Gene: Tasl
Product: TLR adaptor interacting with endolysosomal SLC15A4
Exons: 4
Coding region: 492-1388 (298 amino acids)
Biological process (GO): regulation of toll-like receptor signaling pathway
Source: RefSeq, a predicted model, not a curated record